CGUUGUCCGGGGAGACGCGGCGGCGGCGGGGCCGCGGGUGAGGAUGCGGCGGCUGCUGUUGGCGCUGGCCUGGCUCGGUGCGGCCCUUCCCGCAGGGGCGGCGGCGGAGCGGGGCGCGGGCGGCGCCGAGCCGGUGCGGUACCGCACGGCCGAGAUGGCGGACGCGAUGCUGGGCAGCGGGGCCCUGGCCGAGCAGCCCGUGCUGCUGUCGGCGGUGCCGGCCGAGGCGAGCGGCGGCCCGGCGGGGGAUUGCGAUGGGGCGGCCGCGGGCGAGGCGUGCGGGCCGGCGGGGAGCGGCCCCGCGGCCGCCCAGGCCCGGGAGCAGCCCGUGCUGGAGCCCGUGCUGCCCGCGCCCGCCGAGGAGCAGAACGGCACCGACAGCGCCAAGGCUCCCAAGGUGAACUGCGAGGAGAGGAACACGACGGGCGUGGAGCGCUUCACGCUGCAGAUCCUGAACGUGUCCCAGGACCUGAUGGAGUUCCUGAACCCAAACAGCAGUGACUGUACAUUGGUCCUGUUCUACACACCGUGGUGCCGCUUUUCUGCCAGCCUGGCACCUCAUUUUAACUCUUUGCCCCGAGCAUUUCCAACUCUUCGCUUCCUGGCAUUGGAUGCAUCCCAGCACAGCAGUUUAUCAACUAGAUUUGGAACUGUGGCUGUACCAAAUAUCCUCCUUUUCCAAGGUGCCAAACCUAUGGCUAGAUUUAAUCAUACAGACAGAACACUGGAAACCCUGAAAGACUUCAUCUUUAACCAGACAGGGAUAGAAGCUAAAAGCAAUGUGGCUGUGACAGAGGAAGACUGGGAAGGGCCCCUGCCAAGUGUUCUGACGAAGGGCAUAGACUGGCUGCUCCUGUUCUCUGUGCUCUUCCUGGCUGGCUUUGUCAUGUACGCCACCAUCCGCACCGAGAGCAUCCGGUGGCUCAUCCCGGGACAAGAGCACGAACAUCAGGAAUAACCUCUGAUGUUCAAACAGGGACAACAUUCUCCACUUAUUGGUAAAGUGGGAAUUUCUAUGGACUAGAGGUACCUAAGAAUGAACUGUUGAAUCUGUUGGCUGUAAUUUAUAAUAAUGACUAGAAAUUGGCUUUAUUUAUCAACUGCUGAAUCUGUAACAAAAGCACAUUUGUGGCGAUUACAAUGGUAAGUAAACAAGUACAAAAAAACAUGAACUAAAAUUUUUAUUAAGCUGCUCUGAUUGACUUCUUUUUAAUGGAAUUUGAUGUAAUUAGUGGUACAGUUCUAAUUUGUAGAUCAGGGAAGAUUUUUACAGCACACUGGUCUGUAUGUGCUGUGUACACGCUUGCUUGCGUGGCACUGCAAGAAAAACACUGGUGAGGGGAGGUGUUGAUACAUUGGUUUCCCUGUCCAUAAAAUGAACUAUGAAGAUGUUUUAAAUGAUAUUUCACUCCCAUGGAAGUGACUGUUCCCACCUCUGGCACUGGAGUUCAGUGCUGGUUUUCUCAUUCACUUUGCUCUGAGUUUUGACUUAUUGGCAGUUCUUUAUGAGAUUUAGAGUCACUUCCCAAGCUCACCUCACUAUUUCUGUGUGUGUAUAUAACUUAUUUACCACAUUUCUGUUGGAUGAAAUUGUAUUAAUUGUCCUUUAUAAAAAAAAUAAAUCAGGUUUUCAGUGUAA
This is a messenger RNA of Oenanthe melanoleuca, 1639 nucleotides long. It is a transcript of the gene TXNDC15, whose product is annotated as thioredoxin domain containing 15. The coding region runs from base 44 to 958 and encodes 304 amino acids. The record is from RefSeq and is a predicted model, not a curated record. The transcript has 5 exons. Gene Ontology annotation, cellular component: cilium. Gene Ontology annotation, biological process: cilium assembly. Lineage: Eukaryota; Metazoa; Chordata; Aves; Passeriformes; Muscicapidae.